Molecule: messenger RNA, 2183 nt
Organism: Ostrinia furnacalis (Asian corn borer)
Lineage: Eukaryota; Metazoa; Arthropoda; Insecta; Lepidoptera; Crambidae
Exons: 2
Coding region: 843-2135 (430 amino acids)
Source: RefSeq, a predicted model, not a curated record
CAGGUGUACUCCGCUCUAUGGGCUAACGAGCAGUUCCUUGCUGAGGUCCAGACUUUGGCUGACAAUGGCAUCGACAUAACAGUGUUCUUGGAGCAACUGUCCGCCAUCUUUGGACAGAACUGAAGUUUAUUUAAUAUGGUGAUAGGUAAAAUAUUUACACCUACUUGACAAACUGAAAUACUAAGUGAGAGACUUUUCUGCAAUUUAUUAAAAUUGUAAACAUAAUAUUGGAUUUCAUUUAAUUUUGCCUUACACUGACAUAAUAAUAAAACAUAAUAAUUUAAAUACAUUACGUAAUUUUCAGAAUUUAAUAUCGAGUUCAUUAUUUAGCCAAUACUGAUCUUUUUCCACGAUUCUGAAGAAAUUCUACUUGAUUGAAUAUUACGAGAACUUUUAAACCUUUUUAAAUACAUUUACUUGUUUGUAAGUAAUUUUGAAAGUCUGAUAAGAUUAUCUAAUAAGUAACAAUGGUUAGUAUAGCAAUUGAUGACACCUACAAUCUAAGAAACAUCUCAAAUGGUUACGUAAUCAAUGCGUUGAUAAGCCCUAUCCAAAAUAAGUACAUUGAAAAUUAUUUCAUCUGAUAUCGGCUGUUACAUUUCAUCCACAAAGCAAAUAUGCCAACCGAACGUUGCAUUUAUUUAGCUGAUGGAUACCACAAUCACAUUGUUUGUUUAAAAAGAUCACCAUUUGUUUGUUUGUUUAGAAUGCCACACAGCUAUUGUCAAUAAUAAUUUCUUAUUCCAACUCUGUAUCCCGUUGUAAGCGUACGUUUUGUUUUAUAAAUAUUUAUCAGUGCAGUCCGACACAUUUUUAUUAUUUGCGCCGUUAUUUCGUGGAAAAUGAGAAAUGCGUUUGUUGUUUUAGUUUCCUUGUGUAUUGGACUUGCUUCCGGAUUUAUUGUUCCCUCGGGAGUUCUGGAGCUCAUAGAUGAUAACCACGCGAUUUUAGCUGAUAACAAUGGGAAAGAAUCUGAAGAAGCAAAAAGAGCCACACUUCAAGAAGAUACAGGCUUUAUUGUCUUACCUUUUCGGACGCACAAUGAAAAGAAAAUCGACCUUGAAACAAAUCGCAAUCGUAUAAAAGACAACGAGUUGUACGAUCAAGAUACCACGAAACACAAUAACGUAAAUGAGCGAUCGUUUAUUUACAUCAACCAGAAAUUCAAAACUCCAGUUGUGAACCAACUUUAUACUUCGCAAGAUCUGAUAAGGGAAACUUACAAGUCUUUGAUACCUAACGGUGAUGAUUAUGUUCAGUAUCCAGUUAAACACACUUCUGCAUUUAAUAUUCCGAAGCCAAAAAAUGAAUACUUUGAAGCAAAUAUUGGUCGAGUAGAAACCAAUAAUUUGUAUUUCCCGCCAGCAAGUGAUUAUCAGGAAACAAACAAGGAGCUAACCAAUGAAAAUAAACAUGAUUUUGGGAUGCCAAAAAGUAGGCCACUUAACAAAGUUACAGAUGAGCAACGGGAAUACGUAGAACUUCUGAAACCGCCUCUUUUGAGGCCCGUCCAUACAUCUGAAAAAGAAAACCAACAAUGGCCGAUAUCUGUUCCAUCUCAACAAAAUUACCCAUCUCUGAACAGAAACUUGCAGGAUCCCAAUCAGCCUUUAGACAUAUCUCGCCAGUUUGCUAUGGCAUAUUACGACAACUACGGUUUUCCAACACCUUAUGGUUAUCAAAGAAGUAUACCUCAAUUCAGUAAACCUGAUGAGCUAGGAAAGGGCACUGAUAGUAUUCUUAAAAAGCUUAUUAACGAAAAUAAUAAUAUUGAAAUAAACAAACUUCUGGAUAGGUAUUUGAAAGAGUCGCUGGAAGUUCAAGUUACGAAUGACCGGAUGAAUGUAAAGAACAACAAUUGUAAUUAUAGCAAUUGUGUAUUAAAAUCAACGAAGCAGUAUUUGAACGGCCGAAUCAACAAGGGUGAUGCUGAGUGUAAAUGUGGGAGGCGAUUAAACGUGUUAAAGCAACGCGAGUCUAAUGGAUUUGCUGAUAAAGAAAUUAAUACUGAUAAAGAAUCUACCAUUAAACCUGAAGUUAACGUAAUGAUGAACACUCUUAGGCCUUCGGAUAUCGGCGACUACGGUGAUAUGCUAGCUGAGGAGAUGAAUCUAAAGAAACUUAUAGAAGAUUAGCUCAGAGAAUGUACACUUAACUGUUUGUUUAAUAAACUUCUUGGUUUA